Messenger RNA from Danio aesculapii, 2442 nucleotides. RefSeq names its product extracellular calcium-sensing receptor. Gene Ontology annotation, cellular component: membrane. Gene Ontology annotation, biological process: G protein-coupled receptor signaling pathway. The record is from RefSeq and is a predicted model, not a curated record. Gene Ontology annotation, molecular function: G protein-coupled receptor activity. The transcript has 7 exons. Lineage: Eukaryota; Metazoa; Chordata; Actinopteri; Cypriniformes; Danionidae.
UUUAAAGUAGGGGACAUUAUGAUUGGAGGAAUUUUCCCCAUUUUUAAUAAACAAGAAAAUACAAUUGCCUCUUUUGAGAGAAACAUGCAAAGGAUUAAGUGUACGGGAUUUGACCUACGAGCAUUUCGUUGGAUUCAGUCAAUGAUGUUUGCAGUGGAAGAAAUAAAUAAAAAUGAGGAGUUGCUUCCAAACAUUUCUUUGGGCUAUAAAAUAAUGGAUUCUUGUGCUUCGCCCACGAAUGUUUUACGAGCAGUAUUCUCACUGGUGAGUGAGCGGAAGGAGCAGGAAUUUACAUCUCAGUGUCACCUUCCACUUACAGCUCUUGUUGCUGAAUCAGGAUCUUCACAGUCUUUAGCUGUUGCUGGAACGCUUGGACCAUUUAGAGUGCCGAUGGUAAGUUAUUUUUCAACAUGUGCGUGUCUCAGUAAUAGAAAAAAAUAUCCAUCAUUUUUCCGAACAAUUCCAAGUGACUACUACCAAGCAAAAGCCUUGGCCUCUCUGGUAAAACGGUUUGGAUGGACUUGGAUUGGAGCUUUGCAGUCUGACAAUGAUUAUGGGAGAAACGGGAUUUCAGCUUUCACAAAGGAAGUGGAAAAAAUGGGAGUUUGCAUUGCAUUUGUUGGCACAAUAUUAAGAACAUAUCCCCAAAGUAAAAUCACUGAAGUGGUAGAAAUGAUCAAAGAAUCGACAGUAAAAGUCAUACUGGCAUUUGUGCCAGAGGGAGAUCUCUAUCCUCUAAUGAAAGAAGUUGUGAACCGGAAAAUCACAGGAAUCCAGUGGAUUGCAAGUGAAGCCUGGGUAACAGCAGCAAGACCAUCUACCCCUGAAAUGUUCAAGUCAUUUGGAGGCACUGUAGGAUUUGUGGUACGAAAGAUGGCUAUGUUAAAACUAAGACCUUACCUGGAAAACAUCAGUCCCUACUCUCCUACACAAUCGGCUUUCAUCAGUGACUUCUGGGAAACAGUUGUUGGCUGUAAACCAUGUCUGAACUGUGAGCCAUCUGCAAAUACUACUCUUAAUGGCCAAAUGUGCACAGGACAAGAAAAACUAACCUUCACAGACAAAUUUUUCGAUGUAACACAAGUAAGAGUGACAUAUAAUGUGUAUCAAGCUGUGUAUGCAGUUGCACAUGCAAUUCACAAAGUGCUUUAUUGCCAAAAGGAUAACACCUAAACUGGUGAGCAAGUCAGCGAUCAGUUAGAAAGAGUGAAUUUUAUAGAUGAAUAUGGAGAAAAUGUGUUCUUUGAUGAGAAUGGAGACCCACCUGCAUCAUAUGAGCUCAUAAACUGGCAGCUAAAUCAAGGAGAGGUGCAACAUGUGACUGUGGGCUACUUUAGCAAAUCUACAGAUGGAACAUAUAAACUUGCAAUUAAAGACGAUUACGUCCACUGGAACACAGGAAAUUUGAUACCCAAAGCAGUGUGCUCAGACACCUGCCCAAAAGGCACAAGGAAAGCACAAAUAAAAGGUCGGCCUGUUUGCUGCUUUGACUGCGUCCCAUGUGCUGAUGGUUCAAUAUCUAAUACAACUGGAGCAGCAGACUGCACUCUUUGUCCUGAAGAAUACUGGUCAAAUGAGAGACGGGACAAGUGUCUUGUGAAAAAAACUGAGUUUCUGUUGUAUACAGAAACAAUGGGAAUCAUUCUGACUGCUCUAUCGCUAUUUGGAGCCAGUCUUACUGUUGCAACUAUGAUUGUCUUCUUAUGCUAUAGAGAAACACCUAUAGUGAAAGCUAACAACUCAGAGCUGAGCUCACUAUUACUUGCUUCACUGUUCUUUUGUUUCCUUUGUCCUCUAACAUUCAUUGGUGAGCCGACACAUUGGUCAUGUAUGCUACGUCAUACAGCUUUUGGGCUUACUUUUGCCCUCUGCAUUUCUUGUGUUUUGGGGAAAACCAUAGUAGUUGUCACAGCUUUCAGAGCCACGUUACCAGGAAAUAAAUUGUCUGGUAAGUUUGGGCCAGUAAAACAAAGAGCCAUUGUGUUCUCAUGCACUGUAAUUCAAAUAGUGAUCUGUGCUUUAUGGCUUCUAAUAAAGCCACCAUUUCCUGACAAGGCCCUCAAGUAUGACCAUAAAAAAAUAAUUUUAGAGUGUAACACAGGCUCGAAUGCUGGAUUUUAUGCAGCUUUAGGAUAUGUUGGCCUUCUGUCAACAAUCUGUUUGAUUUUAGCAUUUUUAGGAAGAAAACUUCCUGAUAAUUUUAAUGAGGCCAAAUUCAUCUCAUUCAGUAUGCUCAUAUUUUGUGCUGUUUGGGUAACAUUUAUACCUGCAUAUAUUAGUUCACCUGGCAAGUACACUGUUGCGGUGGAGAUUUUUGCCAUCUUGUCAUCUGCCUUUGGAUUAUUGUUAUGUAUAUUUGCACCAAAAUGUUUCAUUAUUCUAACUAAACCAGAGAGAAAUACUAGAAAACAUGUCAUGGGGAAAUCAAAAGCUAGCCUUUGA